GGCGUGGCCGGGAAGCGGCGCUGGGAGCGAUGGCUCUGAGCAGCAGCAUGAGCCAUAGGUUCUAGCUGAUGCCCAGGCCUCACUGUAAUGAUGCCGUCAAGAACGAAUCUCUCUGCUGGGAUUCCCAGUAGCAAAGUCAAAUAUUCCAAGCUCGCCAGCACUGAUGAUGGAUAUAUUGACCUGCAGUUCAAGAAGAGCCCACCAAAAAUCCCCUACAAGGCGAUUGCAUUGGCUGUUGUGCUCUUCAUGAUUGGAACUUUUCUCAUUAUCAUCGGAGCCCUCCUCUUGGCAGGAUACAUUAGCAAAGGCGGAACAGACCGUGCCAUCCCUGUGCUCAUCAUUGGGAUCCUCGUAUUCCUCCCAGGCUUCUACCACCUGCGCAUUGCAUAUUAUGCUUCCAAAGGCUACCGGGGCUAUUCCUAUGAUGAUAUCCCAGAUUUUGAUGACUGAAUAAUGUUCCGGACAGCAUUAUCAUUAGAAUAGAAAUCCAGAGUCUGCUCCGUUCAGCGUUGUCUUCACUUACACCGUACUCCAGAAGAAGAAGGAAAGCUAUCACAGCUGGUGACCUACAAACUGCCUUUUCUCAGGCUCCUUUCUCCUCUUAGGCAGCUGUGGAAAUACCAGGGGGUUUGUUUUCAUUUUGUGUAAUCCAGUAGAGAUAUGUCUAUUUAUUGUCCAUGUAUAUGUUCCAUGCUGGGUUGUUCUAAACUCCUGAACACCACCUGUGGGAUCCAUAGGAAAUACUGUUAAUGUGAUUAAGGCAAACAUCUUUUUUAUUUUUCUUUUUUAUUAUUAUUUUUAAAAAAUUUUCUGGCUUUUUUUUUUUUUACUGCAUAAGAUAGGCAGUUGGAAAAUUCCUACAGAUCCCAGUUCCAAAACAACCAUCUCUGGAUAUAACCGGAUUUGAGGUUGUAAUUUACUCUUUUGGAGAUCCUGUAUUCAGAUCAGUGACUCAUGUCCAAAUGGAGGUGAUGUUUCAGUUUAAACUGGGAAUUUUGAGUAAACAGAGGAGAUGCCAGCCAAAAAGACUUCAGAAUUUAAAUUUAUGCCAGUAAUCUACGCACUGCAUCUCAAGAAAGCCCUGACCUUCUGUAGUCCUGUCCUUACCACUUUAUUUUUACAGACCCAUGAAGAAACAAACAAAGUCAAACUGGCAUGCUUAGGGAACAUACUCAUUAGUUACCUGGACUAUCACAGUAAUAUUGUGUUCUCUGGCUGCAGGGAAGGACACCCAGCUCAGCAGACUUCUAUUUUCACAUGGGCACAACCUCAUCACAAAAUCAAGUCCCUACUUGCAUGCUACUGUUGAGGUGUUCCAGUGAUUCAGAGCUGGCAAAAAUCACAACAGACUAUUCGCUCAUGUAUUCCCUACUUGUUACUACUGUGAUUACAUUAAUACUGUAAUAUUUAUCCUGCAUUAUGAAAGCAAGCGUAAUGACCGAUUAGCACAAACCACAAUGGGAGGAAUCAGGACUACAGGACUGUUGAUCUUAGCUGAGGAACUGAGCAUUUUCAGAGUACUUAUAGGAAUUUAGGAAGUUAGGGCAAUUAGAAGAGGGAUUCAGGAGAUGUAUUUUAGAUGGACAGGUAUUUCACACUGGUUUAACUGGGACAACAGACAAGCAUUCUGUGGCGACUUGGUGUCUGGAUGCAGCAACACUUCACCUGUUCAGGCAAAUUCAGGUGAGCUCUGAGGACCUCACAUCUCUUCCCUUCUGAUAAUCUCCUAGAUUACAUAUAAAGGAAAACUGCAAAAGGAAGGUCACCCCUUUAAGAUCUCCAAGAUCUGCACAUUACAUGAUUAAUGGCUGCUAAUUUUCCUUUAUACUUGCUGUUGUUAUGAAGGACAUGCAAAUGCAUAUCCUGUAUCUCUGCUCCCUCCAGCUUGUUUAUGGUCCCAUGAAUCACUCAGGCUGAUAGUGUUUAUAAAGUCCUCAUUUUAAUUAUGAAGAAUGAUACAUGCCAAUAAUCCCAGCAAGACAAUUUACACUUCAGCAGGAGGGUAGUGUGACCAUACCAAGUGGGCUCCAGCUCCAUAACCCAUAGAAAUGUCAGGGUAUUUUCUGAAAUUUGACAACACAGAAAUCCACCUGGAAGGUAAUUUGUCUAUUUCACAGGAACAAAGGCCUGAGAGUGCUUUUGCUGGGUUUGAGCCCCUGGAUCCAGGGAAUCUAAUGGUGUCCAACUCAAUUUUUAGAGCACUAAAUCCAUGUUUAUCAUCCUUC
This is a messenger RNA of Gallus gallus (chicken), 2225 nucleotides long. It is a transcript of the gene TMEM230, whose product is annotated as transmembrane protein 230. Gene Ontology annotation, cellular component: endomembrane system; synaptic vesicle. Gene Ontology annotation, biological process: synaptic vesicle transport. The record is from RefSeq and is marked provisional. NCBI's taxonomy places the organism in Eukaryota, Metazoa, Chordata, Aves, Galliformes, Phasianidae. Bases 88 to 450 code for a protein of 120 amino acids. The transcript has 5 exons.